This is a messenger RNA of Oppiella nova, 810 nucleotides long. The record is from the annotation of a GenBank genome assembly. Lineage: Eukaryota; Metazoa; Arthropoda; Arachnida; Sarcoptiformes; Oppiidae.
UGAAUCGUACGGCAAAAGUGUAUUAAUAGAGUUGUGGCGCAAACGCAUGCAUUGGCUGUGAAUGCAAUCUCUGAAGGUCUCACUGAAUGUACGGAUAGACUAGCGUUUCAUGAAAGCAUCGACUCAUAGACUCAUUCGUAGGAAACCAUUGAAUCCAUUAACCACUGAAACAACAGUUUAUGUCCGAAAGCAAUGCAGACGAGCAUCCAUUAGCACAUCCAUUGUGAUCAUUAUCACUCACUUGAUCCGAGUGUCCACGACACGAGAGUACAGUACAUCAGUGACCAUAAGGUGGUGAGUGUUGGCUGAGCAGCGACAAUGGAGUCUUCGUAUGGCAUUGGAGUGAAGAACAGAUACGCCGUCUUCAUAGGCGACGAAGAAGAGGAUCCCUUAGAGAUCGUCAGCAAGAGUGAGGAGAAGGUGAAGACGUUGGCCCACACGGCCGACAAGUCGACCGCACGGGCGGUGAAGGCGCUCAACGACUCCCGGCUGUCCAAUGCUAACCAUCAGAACAUCAUUAAAGACAACAAGAGUCCAAAGGAUCCACUCAUUAAGUCGAAGACAACGGAAGGUCCGCCGUCUUUGUCCAAAAGUAAAGACAUCACUAAAGGCGAUCCCAACCGAAUGAACCGACAAAAGUCCGACCGGACUCCUCGGCCACCCCGCGAUGGCAACCAAUUGGGCGAUAAACCCAAUUACAUCAGUGACCGCCAGAACCGACCUCCCCGUCAGUUCAAUGACCAGAAGAACAUCGACGACCUGAAGAACCAACGCAACCGAGAUGACCACUUUGGCGGACCCAAUGAGCCC